GGAGCGAGGAAAGGCUUGCCCUUUUUCCUGGCAUAAAAUGCCCAUCCCCUCCUCUUUCUGCUGAUCCAGCUCUGUUCCUCCGCCUAGAGCUUCUUUAAGCAUGCCCCGCCCCCCUGUGGGAUCCUCUUGGGACCAACGUUAAUUCAUUCAUCACACAUCAUUUCUGAGACUCCUGUGUGCCAGGUGCUAGGGUGACAGGAACACGGCUGUCUGGUUAGGGAUGAUGGGCAGAGCCUAGAGCCAGAUGCCCGAGAGCGGGUAUCUGAGUACUGACUGAGGGUGGGGCACAGGUUGGGUGCAGACCUGAGGAACCUAGAGGCCCUGCAGGUGUGUGAUGGCUGAGUUCAUGGAACGUGGCAAGUGAGUAAGGCUGAGAUUGGGUGUCAGAUGCAGGAGCAGACACUGGAGGAAAUCCGGAGGCGGGGCAAGCUGUAGCGUGUCCAGCCAGAUACCCUCAAAGUCCUUUUAUGCCAGUCUGUAUUUGUUUUUAUGUUGGAAAGCAAAGAGCUAUAGAGAUUUGGGUUUUUUUGAUUGCCAUUCAGUGGCCUUGUUGUUCUUCUGUGAAGAACACUUGUCUUCCAGUGAAAUGGAAACGAGGCCUGCGUUUUGCAUGGAACCCUUGGGGGGUGGGGGCACUGAGCUGUUAAGAUUAAGGUGCUGGCGUGCUGGGGAGCCUCAUAAACCUGGUGAGGAGGGCAAGUGACCAUGUCCAAGGAUCUCAGAGGCCUUAUGGUGGUGGUGGGGGACUGCGUGCGACCCCAUGUGCCAUUCAUUUUCCCUGGGUCCCAUAGUUUUGAGUAGUGGCCCCUACUCUCUGAUGUCGCUCUGUAUGUGUUCACUGGGGAGGUGGAGGGGCCCCUGAGCCCCACCCUACAAUUAUGGAGGCUGUGCCAUGAGUGCCCAACCUCUGUUCUGCCUGAGAAAGGUCUGUGAGGUGUGUGUGGUUUUCUUCAUUGUGGUUUGAAGAGAAGGCAAGAUGGGUGGAGGCCAGGUGGAAGGUCCAGACAUCGUUAAGUAUACGCUAAAAUUUACUAUUCAGACUUCAGUGAGUUGGGUGGAGGUUCAUCUGAAAGCACUGAUGUUUUUAAAUACAUAAUGUUAUUUUUCUGUAGGAAACUCAGGAUGUGGCUGCCUCUUUUGACUUUCUCCAUCUCUUGUCUGGGGAUCUUCUAGGCUGUCUGCUUUAUUCCCUGCUUCCCAGUGCAUAUUCCACUGAGCAAGGCCGAUUCUCAGUCUGUGUUGGUCUAGCACUGAUCGUCAGCCCUAGCCACCAGCAGGAUGAAUUUCCUGGAUCAGCUUUGAAGACUUUUCCUGUGCAUGUCUGUCUUUGUCCUUCUAGCUCAUUUUGUAAAGGUCUCAAGGGCAAGGACGGUGACUUUGGCUCUGAAGCCUCAAGAUAGCGGCCUUCUCAGCUCGUCCAUUUCAGGUCCUUUCCAGGAGGACCUGGACACUGAAGGUACCACAGAGCGUUAAUUACAUCUCUCUCCUGCAUGCGGCCCUGUUGGUCUCCUGGGAUGCUUGGAACGCCAGUGCCACGUUGAAAUGCCACUGAUUUUCUCCUGGACUCCCUGCCUUGUUUGUCCAGUCACCCAGUUAGGGGAAUCACAAAAUGAUGCUUUUGGGAAUGGGGUCAUUCCUUCUCUCCCUUUGUUUAAGGAUCAUCCACACUGACACUUCUCACAUGUCCCAGGGCUUCUCCCAAGGGCUGGUCUCUGUGGGCUUUUUCACUUUUCCCAUCACCACCCCCAAAAAACUACUGCAGGAGACCAGAACAUUGAAGCCAGUGAUUUCUGUUUGGAAAUAGGGUCGUCUUCUGCUGCUGACCCCCAUCAAAUCCCAUCAUGCCCACAGCCCUGUGCCCCCGAGUCUUGGCUCCGAAGGAAAGUGAGGAGCCCAGGAAAAUGAGGAGCCCACCGGGAGAGAACCCUAGCCCCCAGGGUGAGCUUCCCAGCCCCGAGUCCUCCCGCCGCCUCUUCCGACGUUUCUGCUACCAGGAGGCGGCGGGCCCCAGGGAGGCCCUGCACCGCCUCUGGGACCUGUGCCGGGGCUGGCUGCGGCCUGAAAGGCACACCAAGGAGCAAAUUCUGGAGCUGCUGGUGCUGGAGCAGUUUCUGGCCAUCCUGCCCCGGGAGAUCCAGGGCUGGGUGCGGGCCCAGGAACCUGAGAGUGGCGAUCAGGCUGUGGCUGCUGUGGAGGCACUGGAACGAGAGCCGGGGAGACCCUGGCAAUGGCUCAAGCACUGUGAAGACCCCGUGGUGAUUGACGAUGGGGACAGCCCUCCAGACCAGGAGCAGGAGCGGCUGCCAGCAGAACCCCAGAGUGACCUUGCAAAGAGCCAGGACGCCCAGCCCAUGGCCCUGGCUCAGGGCCCCGGGCUUCCAAGCAGACUCUCGGGCCAGCUCAGCGGGGACCCAGUCCUGCAAGACUCUCCCCUUCUUCAGGAAGCGAGUUUGAGGGACGCACAGCAGGUGACUGCCCUCCAGCUGCCCCCGAACCGGGUUUCUUCUUUCAAGGAUAUGAUCUUCUGCUUCUCAGAAGAGGACUGGUCCCUUCUAGACCCUGCCCAGACUGGCUUCUACGGAGAGUUCAUCAUUGGGGAGGACUGCGGCGUCUCACUGCCUCCAGAUGACCCAGCUGCCCAGCUGGAUCUCUCCCAAGGAGAGGAGAAUGAGCCACGUGUUCCAGAGUUGCAGGACCUCCAGGGGAAGGAUGUGUCCCAGGUCUCCUACGCAGACUUUCCAAGUCUCCAGCCAUUCCAGACAGAAGAAAGAAGGAAACGGGAUGAGCCGCAGGUGCCGGAGUUCCAAAUCUGCCAGCAGACGGUGCUCCCGCCAAGCACCUGCCCAGCCGGAGGUGAUGCACCAUUUCCCGACAACAGCCUGGAUGAGGAGGUGACCAUCGAGAUUGUUCUUUCCAGCUCUGGGGACGAGGACUCCCAGCUCGGCCCCUACUGCACAGACGAGCUGCAGAGCCCCACGGAGAAGCAGCACAGCCUCCCUACCUCCCACCGGAGCGGCCCUGAGUCAGGGGGUGAGGUGCAGACCUCCUCCAAAAAGUCCUAUGUGUGCCCGAACUGUGGCAAAAUCUUCCGCUGGAGGGUCAACUUCAUCCGGCACCUGCGGAGUCGCAGGGAGCAGAAGCCACACGAGUGCUCGGUGUGCGGGGAGCUGUUCAGUGACAGCGAGGACCUAGAUGGGCACCUGGAGACCCACGAGGUCCAGAAACCUUUUAGGUGCGGUGCCUGUGGGAAGAGCUUCCGCCUCAACUCCCACCUGCUCUCCCACAGGCGGAUACACUUGCAGCCAGACAGACUCGAGCUACUGAAGAAGAGAGAGCAGGAGGCAUCGGGGACCGUGGGCGGGGAUUCCGACGCCCUGCUGGCAAAGGGCAAGGCCAAGCUGCGCUUCCAGUGCUGUGACUGCGGGAAGGUGUUCCAGCGUCCCGACCAACUGGCCCGGCACCGCAGUAGCACUCAUGUGGACAAGUCCCGGCCCUUUCAGUGCCGGUACUGCGUCAAAAGCUUUUCCCAGAACUCUGACCUUCUCCGCCACCAGCGCCUGCACAUGAAGCGCCGGUCCAAGCAGGCGCUGAACUCCUACUGAGUCAAGGGCGCACACCUUGUUGGGUGCAGCUCCAGCCUGGGUAGAGCACAUCCCGCUCAUGCUCGGUUCCAGACUCCUCCCCAGGACAGAGACCACAUCCUCCUGACCUUUACUCUCAGGUAGAAAUGAGAUCGUGGCCAGUUGAGCAUCUGUUCUGUCUCUGCUGUGCCAGAAGCUGGGAGGGCGUGUCACCACCAGCUUUGACUUGCCCAGUGUUAUCGGGUCUAGGAGAACCCUGUCCAGUGCUUCCCAAGCGGUGGAGGGACUGGGGCGCCCCCUACUGCAGUGACCCCUUGUGGGGGGGGGGGGCGGUCUGUCCCUUACCAGCUGACUUUCAGUAUACUCCCAUUCUGUGCUGUCUGAAUUCCCACCCCACCCUGAGGUCUGGAGGUAACUGUACUUUCUGCCUGACAGCAAGAAGCUGCAGAUGAGGUGAUGGGUUAGGAGGAAGGCAGGAAGGCGGGGUGGGACCCGUGGGCACAAGGGCAGUAGGGCCAAGCACACCAGACCAUGUCAUGUCAUCAGAAGUCUGAGUCCUGGUCACCAUCUGGUCCGCAAGAGCACCUCACAAUUAUGAGAUGGCCCUUUCAGGCUCAGAAACCUUGGUGGGGGGCUUUAUAGCUUCUUGCCAAAUGGAAACCUUUUAUUUGUGAUGGUGGCUGGUUAUUAGGGAUUGUGAGCUCAUUUAAGGCAAAGCCCACAUUUUAAAUUGUAUGUUGGCACACACUCCCCAAAGUGUCCUUUCUUUGUACCCUGAAGGUCCUUGGUGUAUGCUUGCGGGUUAGAAGUGAAGUCAUCAUCGUUUGAAAGGCACUUAAGUUUCCUUUCCCAUUGGGUCGUGUCUAGGAAAGGGGAGCUCAGCUCCAGUGAAUGAGAGGUUCUUUGGCUGGGUGAACUGAGCAGGGGAAACAACAGAACCCUUGGUGAAGUCAUUCUCUACGUUAUAUAUUAACUUAGUGUGCCCGUUGUAUGAGUUCCUUAGGGCUGCUGUAACAAAGUACCAAAAACUGGAUGGCUUAGAACAACAGAAAUUCAUCGUCUCAGUUCUGGAGGCCAGAAGUCCAAGAUCAGGGUGUCAGCAGGGUUGGUUUCUUGUAAAGGAAGGAUCGGCUCCAUGCCUCUCCUUUAGCUUCAGUGGUUACUGACUAUUGUUGAUAUCCUUUGUCCUGUUGAAGCAUCACCCCAUCUCUACCUUCAUCUUUACAUGGUGCUCCUGUGUAUGUGUCUGUCUCCAAAUUUUCCCUUUUUAUAAAGACACUAGUCAUUGGAUUAGGGCCUACCCUACUGUUUCCACUAUGUUCCCAUCUUAACUAAUUGUAUCUGCAAUAACCCUAUUUCCAAAUAAGGUCACAUUCUGAGGUACUGGGGUUAGGACUUCAACAUGAAUUUGGGGGGGAUGGGGAGACACAGUUUAACCCAUAAAACUAGAUAAUCCUGAGGUUCUGCUGUCAUUGCUUAUUCACAGGUGAGUCAAUACAAACUUGGGUUAGCUUACUCUCAGUUCUAUUGGAAGCAGGAUCCAGACCCAAGCUUCUGCUCCCAGGGUGGAUGCCCUCUGCAUAUAGCCUUUAAAUUUCAUUGCCUGGGGUCCUGGGCUGGGAGUGACCACUGGUAGUGAAACCGCAAGCCAUGAAAACCAUGGUCUUGUUCCUGGCAGACUGGCCAGGUUGGCGCAGCUCAAUGAUGAGAAAGCACAGAGGCUAUGGAGUAUCAGUGACUAAAUCAGAAAGCCAGCCACCAGGCAUGCGUUAUGUAUUUGUAUGUCAGGUCCCAUUAGCAGGCAGUAAGGCUGGGCAAAUGAAUGCAAGGCCCUUUGUUCCUUGUCAGCCACUUCAUUGUCACGUUGAGAGACACUGCUGCCACAAACUCAGUGAAAGAGUUACAAGGUUUUAUAGUUACGAUUACUGUGUGUAGAUUCAUCUACAUACCCAGGAACAGUAAAUGCAAUAAAAUAAUUUGGUCAUAACCCUGAACAAGAAAUAAACUAUUGAGGCUCUUUGUUUUCUACAUAGUUUGCCUCUUGGAUUGAUCUGCCAGGAAAAGGGAAAAAUAUGAAUCUCGAAGGCCAAGGGAGGGGAAAAUUCCAAAUAGAACCCAGAUUCCGUGUACAUUUACCCCACCCACCUGUGCACUCUUGCCCAAGGAUUCCAUUAAGAGGGGAGGUUAUGAUCCCAAGAGGAACACUACUCUACUUAGUGUAUUUUAUCUGAAAAUCUUAAGUAAGAAAGAAAGGGAACGUGACAGAAUCGAAACCUUUGGGGACGCUGUGCAUCGUUCAGUACCCACCAGAUAUUGUGAAGGAGUCCCCCAUUCACUUACGCAAACCUGACCAAGGUACUUAGCUAAUCAGAAGGUUACCUUCCCCCUGGAUUCGGAAACCCUACUGGGUGAUGCAACUCAAAUCCCAGGUUCUUCCCAUGCAGAAGAAUCAAUGCGGUUACCUGCUCUGGAGAAAGCUCCUCCAGAAGAUAGGAGAGCUGACCGACUUAUUCCCUUCCCACCCUCCCUGGGUAGCUGGGCAGACAGGGGAGCUAUGCUUCUACCUUGCCGUGGAUGUUCAGAGACCCCACAUCUGAAGAGCAUCUGUCCUCCCUGUUCAUCUGAUCCCUUGGCAUUGUUGCCAUAAAUUCACAGGUGCAUAAUAAAAUUCGACUCACCGAUUUCA
Molecule: messenger RNA, 6267 nt
Organism: Delphinapterus leucas (beluga whale)
Lineage: Eukaryota; Metazoa; Chordata; Mammalia; Artiodactyla; Monodontidae
Source: RefSeq, a predicted model, not a curated record